This is a messenger RNA of Medicago truncatula (barrel medic), 1939 nucleotides long. RefSeq names its product aldehyde oxidase GLOX. The coding region runs from base 112 to 1824 and encodes 570 amino acids. Lineage: Eukaryota; Viridiplantae; Streptophyta; Magnoliopsida; Fabales; Fabaceae. The record is from RefSeq and is a predicted model, not a curated record. The transcript has a single exon.
UACACUAAACAAACCCAAAUCCCACCAACACUUUACUAGUAAAAUAUUAAUCCAACUACUAGCUACUCAAUUCCAACACUCUACCUCCUUUUCUCUUCUAACCCACCCAAAAUGAGCUCUAUCACAUUAAUCCUAAUUUUCUUCAUACUAUCUUCAUUAAUCCCACAUUUCCACAUCCUAAUCGUAUCAUCAUCAUCAUCAUCACCAUCACCAUCUCCAUUACCAUCAUUAUUAUCAUCACCCUCUAGCAAUCAAGGAGAAUGGGAACUAAUACAACCAACCAUUGGCAUUUCAGCUAUGCACAUGCAACUUUCACACAACAAUAAAAUCAUAAUUUUCGAUCGAACCGAUUUUGGCCCUUCAAAUCUCCCUCUUUCAAAUGGCCGGUGUCGUAUGGAUCCAUUCGACACUGCCCUUAAAAUUGAUUGCACUGCUCACUCUGUUCUAUACGACAUUGCCACAAAUACAUUCCGAUCCUUAACUGUACAAACAGACACUUGGUGUUCCUCAGGUUCUGUUCUCUCAAACGGUACAUUAGUCCAAACCGGUGGUUUCAACGAUGGUGAGCGUCGAAUUCGAAUGUUCACACCAUGUUUCAACGAAAAUUGUGAUUGGAUUGAAUUCCCAAGUUACUUAUCCGAAAGAAGAUGGUAUGCAACAAAUCAAAUACUACCAGAUAAUCGCAUUAUAAUUAUUGGUGGUAGAAGACAAUUCAACUAUGAAUUCAUUCCUAAAACAACGACUUCUUCUUCUUCUUCGUCUUCUUCAUCCAUUCAUCUAUCUUUUCUCCAAGAAACUAACGAUCCAAGCGAAAACAACUUAUAUCCAUUCGUUCAUCUUCUACCUAAUGGAAACCUUUUCAUUUUCGCAAACACACGAUCCAUUUUAUUUGAUUACAAACAAAACGUCGUUGUUAAAGAAUUUCCUGAGAUUCCAGGUGGUGAUCCUCAUAACUAUCCUAGUUCAGGAUCAUCUGUUCUUCUUCCAUUAGACGAAAACCAAAUCUCCAUGGAAGCUACAAUCAUGAUCUGUGGGGGAGCACCUCGAGGAUCAUUCGAAGCUGCAAAGGGAAAGAACUUCAUGCCAGCACUUAAAACAUGUGGAUUUCUCAAAGUAACGGAUUCGAAUCCUAGUUGGAUUAUUGAGAAUAUGCCAAUGGCAAGAGUAAUGGGAGACAUGUUAAUUCUACCUAACGGCGAUGUUAUUAUAAUUAACGGCGCUGGAUCAGGUACAGCUGGAUGGGAAAACGGACGUCAACCUGUUUUAACACCGGUAAUUUUCCGUUCAUCAGAAACCAAAUCAGAUAAACGAUUUAGUGUAAUGUCACCAGCUUCUAGACCUAGACUCUACCAUUCAUCUGCAAUUGUGUUAAGAGAUGGAAGAGUUUUAGUAGGUGGUAGUAAUCCACAUGUAAAUUACAAUUUUACCGGAGUUGAAUUUCCAACCGAUUUAAGCUUAGAGGCAUUUUCUCCGCCCUAUUUGUCGUUGGAGUUUGAUCUAGUGCGGCCAACGAUUUGGCAUGUCACCAAUAAAAUUUUAGGGUAUAGGGUGUUUUAUUAUGUGACAUUUACGGUAGCUAAGUUUGCUUCGGCAAGUGAAGUUUCCGUUAGGUUAUUGGCACCGUCGUUUACUACACAUUCUUUUGGAAUGAAUCAGAGGAUGGUGGUUUUGAAGUUGAUUGGUGUAACAAUGGUGAAUUUGGAUAUUUAUUAUGCUACUGUGGUUGGACCAUCUACUCAAGAGAUUGCACCACCAGGUUAUUACCUUUUGUUUUUGGUGCAUGCUGGUGUGCCUAGUUCAGGUGAGUGGGUGCAACUCAUGUAAUAAUGUAGUUGCAGAUAUUGGUUUGUUAGAUUAGAUUGAUUUGUUAGGAGGAUUGUAUUAGGUUAGAUUAGAUGUUUGCAAAUUAAUUAUCAUGGAGAAUGUAUUUUGUUUAAGU